AUGAACCCUACAGCUAAAGUCGUUGUUGUUGCAUUAGAAGGUUGCCACGGUUGUGGCAAAACCACUUUAUGCAAAGAGUUUCAAGUACAGGGUUAUGACAUUCUAAAUGAAGCAUUUGUGGAUAUGCCAAUGUAUGCACUUCAUCCACAGUCUCUUCUUAUGGAGACGUCGUGGGUUUGUUCUUGGUUUGAGCGUGUCUUGCGCCUUGCAAGAUAUGUGAAGCCUGGUUCCAAACAGGUUUUUAUUGCUGAUCGCUCGCCCUUUAGUGCCGUGCUCUACUCUGCCAACGGUCACUUGCUGGAGCCUAUUAUACGAGAACAAAUGAAAGAAGUACAAGAGUGUGCUGGUGUACACUUCUAUACAGUCCAUGUACAAGUAGAACGUGAGCUACUGUGGCAUCGCAUCUGUGCGCGGCUUCAAUUAGAACCGGAACGGCUGUGCCUUAAUGAGCACAAACGCGAGUGGAUGGAAGAAACGCUGGCCUUUUACGAAAAGUUUACAUGGGACUUGGCAGUGUCAAAUGACAACCACAGUGUGGCAGCAGUUGCUGAGACUAUCAGUCGACUGUUGAGAGACAAGGACGAUACGUUUGAGGCUGUUUACAAGUGUACAAAGCCAAGAGCAACGUCUUCUCACUUAUCAUCUACUAGUAGCAUACUCAGCACAGAUAGUGAGUGUGAAAGUACUGAAGGAGAACCAAAUGAAAAGGUAGAGUGGAACGACGAGAAGAUGACGCAGACGAAGAGCAUUAUUGCGUUCAACAACAUUCCAUCUAUGGACUAA
Messenger RNA from Peronospora belbahrii, 783 nucleotides. The record is from the annotation of a GenBank genome assembly. Lineage: Eukaryota; Oomycota; Peronosporomycetes; Peronosporales; Peronosporaceae.